UCGAUCUCGACCACGAGCGGACGCACUGCCUCCCGUGACCCCGUUGCCCUCCAAAACCGCACGCACGGAUCGGGCGGUGGGGAGCUAGCGAUGGCCGGCGACGAGUGGCGCUGCCGGAGGCACCCGGCCCUGCCCUUGGGCGGCGUGUGCCCGCACUGCCUCCGCGAUCGCCUCCUCCGCCUCUGCCCCGACUGCGCCUGCCCACGGCACUGCCCCUGCCCCUGCGCGUCCUCCCCCUCCUCCUCGUCCUCCGCGGCCUUCGGCAGCGAGCUCGGCAGGGUCCACAGCCUCAUCGAGCGGGAGCGCCGGGUCGCGCGCUCGCGCUCUGUCGCCGCGUCCGCCGUUGGCGACGAUCAGAGUCGGCCCAAGUCGAGGGUCUGGGGCUGGGUGUCGUUCCGGAAGCCGGCGGCGGCCGCGGCAUGCAGGGAUGUGGAGGAGGAGUACGACGACGCGGUGGCAUUGGCGAGGUCGAGAUCGGUGUCGGCGGCGGCGGCGCAUGCCAAUGGGGCCUCGAAGGCGGGAGUGUGGGGGAGGCUCAUCCCCGGGAAGAUCAAGGCGCUGCACCAUCAGAAGUCAAGCGCGCGGUGAGAUGGAUGGAUCUACGGAUGGCGAUCAGUUCGGGUAGUUUCUUUUCUUUGAGAAUGUGGCUGAGUUUGUUGUCACUUGCGCUAAUUUGCUAAUAAAAUCUGUUAAUAUUAUGUAAUCUCGCUUGCUUUGGGCCUUA
This is a messenger RNA of Phragmites australis (common reed), 724 nucleotides long. RefSeq lists its product as uncharacterized. NCBI's taxonomy places the organism in Eukaryota, Viridiplantae, Streptophyta, Magnoliopsida, Poales, Poaceae. The coding region runs from base 91 to 588 and encodes 165 amino acids. The record is from RefSeq and is a predicted model, not a curated record. The transcript has a single exon.